This is a messenger RNA of Linum trigynum, 2496 nucleotides long. The record is from the annotation of a GenBank genome assembly. NCBI's taxonomy places the organism in Eukaryota, Viridiplantae, Streptophyta, Magnoliopsida, Malpighiales, Linaceae.
CCAAAUUAGAUGUUUUUGUUCGACGACAAGAAACUUCACUCUUUAUUCAAUUGGAAACCAUAUCCACUUAGAGCACCCAAGUUCGCACUUCUUCCCAAUGGCAGCCUCCCGCUUCGGCACUUCCCUUGCCCCACCUCCUCUUACCGGAAGUACAGCCGCUUUGCCGGCGACAAGCUCAACCAUACACUUUCCGUCCUCAUCGUGGCGUCUCUUUGUACAAUUUAACUGCGCCAAUUCGUCGCCCCGGUCCCAUUCUCCUACUCCCGAAGCUCUAAUUUCGUCUUCCUCGGUGCGACCUCAGACAACGGGUAGGUCUCGGGCGAUUUUGAAUGAGGAAUCUGUUGUAACGGAGGAGAUCAGCGGUGGCUUCUCUGGAAGUAGACUGAAAAAGGAAAUCCGGCCGUGUGAGUUAUACGUCUGUAACCUCCCGAGGAGGUGCGAUAUUCCGCAACUCGUCGAAAUUUUCAAACCCUACGGGACAGUUGUCUCCGUCGAGGUUUCCAAGAACCCUGAAACUGGGGUGAGUCGGGGUUGUGGUUAUGUGACAAUGGGUUCCCAAAGUUCCGCCCGAAAAGCAAUGUGUUCGUUGGAUGGCUCCGACAUUGAAGGAAGGGAAAUGCGAGUUAGGUUUUCAGUCGACAUGACUUCCGGUAGGAGACUAGAGAGAAAUGAGGAGGUCAUGAGUGCAUCGCCCUCGAAAACCCUAAUCUAUGAGAGCCCAUACAAGUUGUACGUGGGCAAUCUAGCCUGGACAAUAAGACCAGAGGAGUUGAGGAAAAAAUUUAGUGAGUUUGGGAAUGUGGUCAGUGCAAGAGUGUUGUAUGACCGUAAGGGAGGGAAAAAUCGUGCUUAUGGGUUUAUAUCCUUCUCCACUUCAGCAGAACGUGAGGCUUCACUGUGUUUGCACGGACUUUCAUGGUCGGGUGUUAGUUGUUAGAAAAGGUGUUGACAGACAGGACCUGUGAGCCAGGAUUUUUGUUGACAGCCAGGAGACGUCACGAUCAGUAGUUGUUGUUUCAUUAAGGAGCCAUGAUUGAAGAAUGCAGAUCCCUAUCAGUAAUGCUACCCGUGACAAUGAAUUGCUGGUUUCGUUUCACAGUAUCCAACCAAGCUCUUCUGAGGUCGAACCCCUUUCAAACAGUUUUGUGUAAGUGAAUCAUUAUCUCUAGUUCAGUUGUCGACUCCCGAGCAUUUAUCUACAGAUACUAUUGUUACGGGAAGCUUGCUGGUUGACUCAUUUAGGGCUGGGAAACGGUGCGCACUGGUCCAAACCAGACCGUAUAUACGGUUUAUGGUUCAGUUCGAGAGGUUAAAGUAUAGACCACAGACCAGACCACAGACUUUACGAUCCGGUCCAGACCACGCCUGUGCGGUUUGGUUUGGUCUGGUCCAAAUAGACCACACUCAACAAAAAAUGAAUAAUUUGUUUAGUCAACCACACAAAAUUUGAACCAAUAACCAAGAAAAAUAAUUGUUAUUUGCUUAAAACAUUAAUCCUAACAUGCAUGAAUAAUUUUGAUACCCUAAAUCUUAGUACAUAACAAAGACGCAAAGUAAAAGAAUCACAACUUGUACCAUAACAUCAUAAACAUUAAUAUAAUGUGAUAUGGAGACCCGAUUAUCUCUACUCUCUAGUUAAAUGUGGUUGUGAAUGAAGGAGGGACGAGAUUCACAAAACUAAGGUUGAGACUUGGCUGUCGUUGUGGGAGUUGGGAGAGUGGUCGGAUGUGCCGUUAACACGUAUUGACAAGUCGGUUGGAUCCACGGUUUGGUCUGGUAAACCGCGGUCUAGACUAGACCAGACCAAAAAAUCAAAACAUAAAAUAAUACAGACCAUGAACCAGACCAGAUCAUACUUAACGAUCUAUAUUCCAGAUCAAAUUGUGCUGUAUGAUUUGAACCAUGAUUUUUCUAACGAUCUGAUCUGUUUUCCUACCCCUACACUCAUUGCGUCUUCGAUUGUUCUAGCCUACAAAUCGUGCGUGGUAUAGUGAUUGUACUUCCAUUUUGUCCAUAGACAUAAUGAAUUAGAUUCUUAUCUUCCUAAACAAACAAAUAGCCAUAAUAUACUAAAUGACAGGUUCAGAACCUUAAGCUAAGAUGUUUUUAAACUAAUUUGAGACCUAAAAUUAAUAGUUGAGCACUUCAAUUAUGUUUCAAAGUACAACUUGAAUUUAUACUAUAACGUUAAAUGUACAAAUUGAAAUUGUAUUAUAAGAGAAUUUGUAUCUUUAUGUUAUGAUACAAUUUAAAAGGUAAAUUGCAAGUUGGUCACUGGACUUGCUAAAAAAUUUCACAUAUACCACUAAAAAUAUUUUAUUCCAUUUGUGGUCACUAAGAUUAGUUCAAUAAUUCAAAUUUGGUCACUGACCGUCCAAUUCGUUAAUUUUACCUGAUGUGGCAAUCAACCUUUAUAGUUUACCUUUAAAUUGUGAUGUUAGACCUAAAAAUUAAUAAAUAAAUAAAUAAAUAAAUAAAUAAAAUUUCAAUAUUAUU